Uranotaenia lowii is the source of this 2228-nucleotide messenger RNA. RefSeq lists its product as uncharacterized. NCBI's taxonomy places the organism in Eukaryota, Metazoa, Arthropoda, Insecta, Diptera, Culicidae. The transcript has a single exon. The record is from RefSeq and is a predicted model, not a curated record. Bases 639 to 2228 code for a protein of 529 amino acids.
AUCAUCUUAUGUCAACAAUUGCAAAAAUUGGAAAUCCUUUACAAAUUUUGUUGCAAAAAUGAAGUCAGUUUUAAUUAAGAGAAAAAUUAUAAAAAUGAAAAAAAGUGGCACAUACAGUCGGGGUUUGCAAAAACACAGGCGACGCUUCAAACAAUCCGGUUCUGUGAUAAACGAUUCCAUAGAAUCAGAUGCUGCUUCUAAGACAUCUCCGACAGAAAAAGAUUCAGUGUUGUCCCACGAAGUGUCCCAUGGAAGUCAAGAAAUGUUCGAUUCUUUAGAAUCCAGCGAAUUUAAUAUUCCGGGUAAUGUUUGAUGUGAAAGCUGUGUAUGAAUGAUAAAUAAUACAUCCUAAUUUAAUUUUAGCAGCAAAUCCUUCGCUUGACACUGAAGAAUUCCGAACCAGUGAAAAUCAGCUUGAUUAUAGUGAAUCCAUAAAACUCGAUAAUUCUGGUACCUUUUAAAAAUAAAAUAGCUUUAACUUAAUACUUAUCAAAUUAUUUUUAGACCCAAGUCCUCUUAAAACUGAACUUCAAAAAUGGGCUUCAGAGUUUCAUGUUUCGCAGUUAGCACUGAAAUCAUUACUCGCGAUAUUGAACCAGAAUCUGGAUGUGAAUCUUCCUGCUGACCCAAGAACACUAAUGAAAACUCCAAGAAACACGACGUUCAUCAGUAUGGCCGACAAUGGACAAUAUUGGCAUCAUGGGUUCGAGUUUUGCCUUCGAAAUUUAUUCGAUAAGCUCGAUAGAUCCAUAUCUAUUUCUAUUAACAUCAAUGUUGACGGCUUGCCGAUUUUUAAAAGCUCUCUCAAAAAUUUUUGGCCAAUUCUUUGCUCUGUUCAGGAGUUUCCGGAAAUGCCUCCAUUCGCUGUAGGUAUUUACUACGGGACCGCUAAGCCGAAAGAUGCAUCAGAGUUUCUUACACCUUUCAUCGACGAGCUGCUGCCUAUAUUGGAAGCUGGGAUGACAGUAAACGGUUAUUUGAUUACUGUUAAAAUACGUUGCUUCAUCUGCGAUAGCCCGGCGCGUGCUUUCAUAAAAGGCGUAACAAGCUUUAAUGGUAAAUUUGGUUGCCUAAAAUGUACUACGAAAGGGCAAUAUUUGCAUAUCACAAAUACUAUGGUGUACCCCGAUAUAAAUGCUACAAAGCGUACCGAUGAAGACUUCCGUGAAAAGAAAUAUUUAGAUCAUCAACGACGGGAUACUCCUCUAACUAAACUCCCAAUAGAUCUGAUUGAAGACGUCAUUGUAAGCGAUUCUCUUCACCUGUUGGAAUUGGGAGUAAUGAAAAAAUUACUAACCAGCUGGCGUACUGGAAAAAUGACCAACAAAGCUAAAUGGAGUACUUUUGAAAAAGCUAAAAUUUCCGAAUUUCUCGUGAAUGUCAGGUUUCCUUCUGAAAUCCAUCGUCGCAUGCGGUCUCUUGAAUUUGUAUCGUUAUGGAAAGGAUUAGAAUACCGCAGUUUUUUGAACUAUGUUGGAAUAGUCAUAUUGAAAAGUUAUUUACCAGAGAAAUACUAUGACAAUUUCGUUUAUUUGUACUGUGCCAUUAGAAUUUGUUCAGCUAAUAAGUAUAAACAUCUACUCCCAGUAGCGCGAUGCCUAUUCAAUGAUUUUAUAAAUAGUUUUAAGUCUUUAUAUGGUGUAGAAUAUGUUACCAGUAACAUCCAUAAUCUGUGUCAUGUUGUUGAUGAGGUCGAAAGGUUCGGGGAUUUGUCAACACUCAGCGCAUAUCCAUUCGAAAAUUAUUUGCACACAUUAAAAAAAUUGCUUAAAGCAGGGCCAAAUCCACUAGCGCAGGUGGCGAAUCGUAUUUCAGAGAAUAUGAAUGCAGGAGAGUCAUUUUCCUUUGAAGAGCAGAUCAUAAGUAAAUCUCCAAUAUCAGUUGAGAAAACCAAAAAGAUUUGUAAAAUCACUUUCCCAAGUUUUAUAUUGAGCACUGCCUGUAAAGAUAGAUGGUUUUUAUCAAAAUCAUUGAAAAUUGUUUGCGUCGUAAACAUAAUCGAAAGUAAAAAUGACUGGAAGAUUGAAGGGCAGCAUCUGCUAAACCAAGCAGAUUUUUUCUCAAAACCAUUUAAAUCAUCUGUUAUACAUAUUUAUGUUGCAAAUCAAAACCUUAAAAACCGAUCAAAAAAUAAUUUGUACGAAUGCAGUGCGAUAAUGUGUAAACUUGUAGCUAUUUCUUGUGCAGAUGGAACUGUAUUUAUACCACUCAUACAUACUUUGAAUUAA